AUGGCUCCGAAGAGAUCAGCGGACGAAACGAAUCAAGGCGCGCAGAUGCCUGUCAGCCCACGUAGCAAUAGCAGUGUUCACGGAGACGACGCGAUCCUAAAGGUCGACAGCCCCAGCGAGAAGCAAAUCGCGGAACUCGUUGCUUCGGAGAGUGCGCUUAUGGACUCGGCCGACGACCUGGACAUGGAUGACGAGGAAGCUGUGGAAGAUGAGGACCUUGGACGACCAUACAAGCGCAUCUGCCGUGGACGUGAGAGUGCGCUAUCCUUGGCCAUGGCUGAUCAAACCAAGAAAAGCACAUUUUCGAAACCUAUUCUCGUACGCGUUGGUACUCUGACCAACAGUCAAGACUUCCACGUCCACGCCGCUCGUCUCGCUGCCUCGUCACCCUACUUCACCGAGCUUCUAGACAAGCAAUCCCAAGACGAUAUACCUCUCGAGCUACCAGAAGAUGACCCUAUAGUCUUCCAGCUAUACGCCCAUUACAUAUACGACAAGAAGAGCAUAACAUCCUUGGACCUAGCUGCCUCCAACACAGCUCUGGACUCACGAUCUGCUGCUUACGACACAUAUAUCGAUUUACUCCAAGCAUACAUUUUUGGCGAGAAGGUCCAAAACUCGGAUUUCCAGAAUGAAGUCAUGAACCGCAUUCUGCAGUGCAUCGGCGACAUGCACAACGGCAAAUCACCAAAACCAUCUGCGCUCACCGCAAACAAGGAUGAAUUACCCUCAGCAUCUUCGUCGGAGAAUAUUGUACGGCCGCUCAUCGAACUGCUGUAUCCGUCACUGCCACCUGAUUCCAUUGGACGAGGCUUGGUGGUUGAGACAUUUAUCGUUCUUUGGAGCCACUCGGACGUGCUGCAAAACUUUGUGCCGGAUGUCAGUAGGGAGCUGCUGACAGAAAUUGCCGAGAUGCUGUUGAGUGGAGACAAGGAUCAUAUCCGCGAUGCUUGGGCUCAGGCCAUCGAUGGCGAUUACUCGUACUAUCACUCUGCCAGGUCUGAUGAGCACUAG
Messenger RNA from Aureobasidium namibiae CBS 147.97, 1014 nucleotides. RefSeq lists its product as uncharacterized. Bases 1 to 1014 code for a protein of 337 amino acids. The record is from RefSeq and is a predicted model, not a curated record. NCBI's taxonomy places the organism in Eukaryota, Fungi, Ascomycota, Dothideomycetes, Dothideales, Saccotheciaceae. Gene Ontology annotation, molecular function: protein binding. The transcript is spliced from 2 exons.